Messenger RNA from Alternaria incomplexa, 726 nucleotides. RefSeq lists its product as uncharacterized. The coding region runs from base 1 to 726 and encodes 241 amino acids. Gene Ontology annotation, molecular function: metalloendopeptidase activity. The record is from RefSeq and is a predicted model, not a curated record. Lineage: Eukaryota; Fungi; Ascomycota; Dothideomycetes; Pleosporales; Pleosporaceae. The transcript has 2 exons.
AUGUCUGAUGGCCAUGCAGAACUGACUAGUCACAGCAAAUUUCACGCUGUGAAGCGGGAAGACCCCGUAUCCUACCCGUACGGCGAUGCACUUCCCAACGAAUUCCAGUGGCUGGGUUGGGACCCCGAGGAUGCGGAUCAAAAGAAAGACGGACAAAAGAUACACGAAGCGUUCAAACAAUGGGCAGAACUAGCCAAAGCAGGCGUUACAGCAGCCCAAGGAGCACCCGAUAACGUACACUUCAAACGCUUCUUCGGCACCCAAGAUGCGGACGACACCAAAGCCAUCCAAAACACCAUGGCAAACAUGUACGACAACACGGCAGGCACAGCUACAGAAACCAUCAAAGGCAUGGUCCUGGAGCGCUCUGACUUCGGUAACCACUGUGUGACAGACGGUUGGUUCGCGUAUACAGAUGCGGAAACCGGUCAUUUCCACAUGUGUCCUAAAGCCAUUGCCACGAAGCAGAACUCGGAGACCCAAUGUACGGAUUUUGCGCGAGACUACAUCGACAACACGGCUAGGACGCUGUCUUUUGUGAUGCUACACGAGUUCACGCACUACGAUGAUGUGACCGACGACAGGAUUGGGCUUAUGCAGGAUCACGCCAUAACUUCUGUCAAUUGCUUCAACCUGGACGAUGAAGACAAGCUCGAAAAUGCCCAGAGUUAUGCGUUCAAUGCUGCAGUAAGUCUUGGUUCCAACGACAGAUAUGAUUUAGACUAA